This is a messenger RNA of Struthio camelus australis, 571 nucleotides long. The record is from RefSeq and is a predicted model, not a curated record. NCBI's taxonomy places the organism in Eukaryota, Metazoa, Chordata, Aves, Struthioniformes, Struthionidae.
CAGUUCCGGCCCUACCGCACGGACGACUUCAUCACCCGGCUCUACUACGAGACGCCCAGGCUCACCGUGCUCAACCAGACCUGGGUGCUGAAGGCGCGGGUCAACGACUCGGAGCGCAACCCCAACCUGUCCUGCAAGCGCACCCUCUCCUUCCAGCUCAUUCUCAAAAGCAAGAUCAACUCCCCCAUGGAGUGCUCCUUCCUGCUGCUGCAGGGGCCUUACGACGACGUCAAGAUCAACCCCGUCAUCUACCACUUUGUCUUUACCAAUGAGAACAAUGAGACGGAUUACAUGCCGCUGCCCAUCGUAGACUCCGUGGAAUGUAACAAACUGCUGGCGGCCAAGAACAUCAACUUGCGGCUUUUUAUAUUUCAGAUACAGAAAUAGGCAAGGCUGAGUUGCGCCGGAAGCUGCCGAGAAAGCACCACUGAACCAUAGUUACCUCGUACGGCUGCCUGUGCCAGUUGUGAUUUCACAGUAAUUUGGUCAUUUUAAAAGGAAAACGAACAAACAAAAGUCUGCAUGUGUAUGCAACAAGCGUAAGCAGUCACAGCCUUCCUUUUCUUUCCCC